AGGGAGGGAGGGAAAAAGAGAGCGAGAGAGGGGGCACUGUGGACUGGAUCAGAUGUAGGGGGAAAGUAGACAGAAGUUUGACAUACUUAAGACAAAGACCAUAGCAAGUCUGAAUUGAGCCAUUUACAGCAGCUGAGGAAGGAGCAUCUCUGUGCUACUGCAUCACAGCAGAACACAAAUUUGAGGUUACAUGUGGAAAGUAAAACAGACUCUAGGGCAUAAUCGGCUCCACUGACAGCUCUGGAUAGCGAGAAAAGCUGCAACAAUCUGGAGGAGGAACAGCAAGACACCCACCAGGCCCCACAACACAACUUCACCAUGAGUAUGACUGGUAGUCUAGAGAAGGGGGCCCACCAUCAGGUCUUGGACCUGUCUGAGGAGCUGCCGCCUCAUCACCACCUUCAUCAUCAUCACACCAAUCUCAACCAGAAUCUCAACCACUCCAGCUCUCUGGCCUCCACCACCGCUGUGGGUGGAGGCAGAGAAACGCUUUCACGUGUGGUCAUACCUCCUCCUUACUCUGCAGCUGAGAGCGGUGGUGGGGGCAGUGAAGGUCCUCUGGAGCUGAGGGGGUCCCUGGACUGCUGGGCCUGCUCGGUGCUGGUGACCGCUCAGAACCUGGUGAUUGCCGCGGUCAACGCCUGCCUCGUUGGACUGGUAUUCGGGACCAUCCUGACACCAGCCACCGUCAUGGUGGUGUUUGGCUUCCUGUGCCACUCUACAGUCCGCCCUCAUGGGACAACCCCUUACUGUUCAGACCUGCUGACUGACAGAGGCUGCGUGGCUCUGCUGGUGGUGGGUUUCCUCUUGGUCACCCCUUUGUUGGUCCUGGCGCUGGCUGCGUACUGUCGCCUGGCCCGACACCUCCAGCUGGGCCUGUGCUUCAUCCCGUAUAGCCGCGCCGUGUACAAGAACCUGCCAGCCACCCAGCAUCGUGGCCUGGGCACUGGCUGUUGCGGCGGCCGAGAUGAAGCUGACAGCAGUGGGAAGGGAAAAGUCUGGGUUUAAGAGAGGACAGAGAGGUGAAAACCUUUAGAUGAAGUAUAAGCAGGCAAUUGAACAAAAAUGACUGGAGUGGUGAUUAUGGGAAUAAGGGCUGGGGAUAUAAGGAAGAGCAAAAUGUGCACCAGACAGGAGGAAGCUACAAAUGGCAGUCACUAUAACAACCAGCUGAACACCUGAAAAACAAGUUACAUUGUUAAAAGUAAUGACUAACAGCUAACUUCCAUACCUUAACAUCAUUACUGAUUGUUCAGAAAAUACCUACUGAGGAAUUUGUUGGUUUAAUCCACUGGACACAGACUGGUAACAGAAUUUUAACCAUUUCAAGUCAGUAGAUUACAGCAAGUGUGAAUCUGUAAAUCAGCAGUUAAUUAAAAUAAUCAAAGAUGUCUAGCAAGGUGACUGCUGGAGUCAAAGAAGGGAACAAAUAAAAUCUACUUAAGUUUUUUUUUUUAAUGACAGCUUAUCUGGACUCCACAGGAUCUUACGUUUCCUGAAUGAAACACAGGAAGUAGGAGCACUGAAAAUAGCACACUUCACAAAAGCUGUUCUGACACUACAUAUAUCUAGAGCUCAUCAUGUAUGUUGUUAUGAAAAACAUCCGUUUAAUGCUUUCUGUUAAACUCUGCUAAAUCUUGCAUCAUUUCAUUUAUAAAUA
Molecule: messenger RNA, 1660 nt
Organism: Monopterus albus (swamp eel)
Lineage: Eukaryota; Metazoa; Chordata; Actinopteri; Synbranchiformes; Synbranchidae
Gene: tmem88b
Product: transmembrane protein 88 b
Exons: 3
Coding region: 319-1008 (229 amino acids)
Cellular component (GO): plasma membrane
Molecular function (GO): PDZ domain binding
Source: RefSeq, a predicted model, not a curated record